Molecule: messenger RNA, 976 nt
Organism: Salvelinus sp. IW2-2015
Lineage: Eukaryota; Metazoa; Chordata; Actinopteri; Salmoniformes; Salmonidae
Product: class A basic helix-loop-helix protein 15-like
Biological process (GO): sensory organ development; axon development; positive regulation of transcription by RNA polymerase II
Cellular component (GO): nucleus
Molecular function (GO): protein dimerization activity; DNA-binding transcription factor activity, RNA polymerase II-specific; E-box binding
Source: RefSeq, a predicted model, not a curated record
CGGAGCGGAACCGCAGACGCUCCUACCACUUAAGCAAAACGUGCAUUCUGAAGAUAUUAUCGAUGUUCCACGGUGAAAACUAUUCUUCUACAUACAGGGGAAUCUUACUUUCACUUGAAAGGCUGUUGUGAGGAAGAGGGGUAACUAAAUCAGGCUGAAGGAUGAAGUCUAAAGGGAAGGCCGCUAAGUCAUCCAGAAAACCCUGGACCGGGCAAGACCUGGACCUUGAACCAGAGAACAGAGAACCAGGCACCAGCGAACAGGAGGGCUCUGAGGCCUCGGUCCGUAUUGGAGGCUCCUGGAGAGGCAUUCUGAGGGGCGGGGACCGCGAGCGAGGCGGAGGCGGUGGCACCAUCCACGGCCCCCACAGACACCGACGGUCUCACAACAGCAACAAAGAACGCAACGUCCGGCGGCUGGAGAGCAACGAGCGGGAGCGCCAGCGCAUGCACAAACUUAACAACGCCUUCCAGGCUCUUAGAGAGGCCAUUCCGCAUGUCAAAAUGGACAAGAAGCUCUCCAAGAUCGAGACGCUGACGUUGGCUGAGAACUACAUCAAGUCCCUGACCUCCAUCAUCCUGGGGAUUUCCAGCGCCCGCCUUCCCCCUGGUGAGACACCGACAGAGGCUAGCGCUGCCAGACUGCUCCAGUUUUACCAGCAGUACCUGGAGGAGGAUGGGGAUGAGAACCUGUCUCAGUUCCUCACCCAAAUCCACAGCUUCAGCCAGGAGAGCUAACAGCUAGCCUCAGUUCCUCACCCAGAUCAACAGCUUCAGCCAGGAGAGCUAACAGCUAGCCUCAGUUCCUCACCCAGAUCCACAGCUUCUGCCAGGAGAGCUAACAGCUAGCCUCAGUUCCUCACCCAGAUCCACAGCUUCUGCCAGGAGAGCUAACAUCUAGCCUCAGUUCCUCACCCAGAUCCACAGCUUCAGCCAGGAGAGCUAACAGCUAGCUUCAGUUCCUCACCCAGAUCCAC